AUGGCUGCGAGAAUUUCAUCCUCUACGGGUGAAAAACGCGGUACCAAAAUACUCGUAACGGGGGCUGCAGGGUUCUUGGGGUCAAACUUGGUUGAUUUCCUCCUCAAGAAGGGAAACACCGUGAUCGGACUUGAUAACCUCCAAAGCGGCUCUGUGCAGACUCAAGACCAUUUGCAAGACCAUCCACGAUAUGAAUUUUUCAACCACAACAUUCAGAAUCGCCUCCCGGAUUUAUCAAACGUUGAGCAAAUCUACAAUCUAGCGUGUCCAGCAAGUCCAGUCCAUUAUCAAAAAGAUCCAGUCUCGACUUUGAGCACGUGCUUCAUUGGAACUCAGAAUCUCCUUGAGUUGGCAAAAGCAAGAAACAUUCGAAUACUCCACACCAGCACGUCAGAAGUAUAUGGAGAUCCUUCCAUUCAUCCCCAGCCAGAACACUACUGGGGCAAUGUGAACUCAUUCGGUCCACGGGCCUGCUACGACGAAGGCAAGCGCGUGGCCGAGGCACUCUGUUACGCCUACAAAGAGCAAUACGGAGUGGACAUUCGCAUCGCCCGAAUAUUCAACACCUACGGUCCGCGCAUGGCAGCCAGCGAUGGUCGAGUCGUAUCUAGCUUUAUUGCAUCUGCACUUGCUGGUGAAGACUUGAAGAUUACCGGCGACGGGAAGUCCACUCGCUCCUUUCAAUAUGUCACGGACUGUAUACAGGGUCUCUACGCUCUUAUGGAGAGCGGCUACGAUAAAGGUCCGGUGAAUAUUGGGAACGAUGGAGAGUUUACCAUUCAGCAGUUGGCUGAGAUGACUAUCGAUGCUGUUGCACAGAUGACCGGUCGCUCGAAGGUUUCGAUCACCUAUCUUCCGCCCCUUGCUGAUGACCCGGUUGUUCGGCGGCCGGAUAUUUCCCUUGCGAGAAAGGCACUUGGGUGGGAGCCGACUGUGAAGUUACAAGAUGGAUUGCAAAAAACCAUUCAGUGGCAUAUUGACCAACGUGAAUCGCACUGA
Molecule: messenger RNA, 999 nt
Organism: Penicillium brevicompactum
Lineage: Eukaryota; Fungi; Ascomycota; Eurotiomycetes; Eurotiales; Aspergillaceae
Product: UDP-glucuronic acid decarboxylase family protein
Exons: 4
Coding region: 1-999 (332 amino acids)
Biological process (GO): D-xylose metabolic process
Cellular component (GO): cytoplasm
Molecular function (GO): NAD+ binding; UDP-glucuronate decarboxylase activity
Source: RefSeq, a predicted model, not a curated record